ACCUUAGUAUGGUCAGCUUAUUUUAGCUUUUCUUCCUCCUUUUUCCUGUUGGUCAUUUUAGUGACCCAUCCCCAUCCAUCCCUCCCCCCUCCGUGACACUCCGUCUCACCAAACACCUGGGCACCAUCUCAAGUAACAAGAGAAGUGUGGGUGGAAUGGGAAUUACUCGACAACAGUCAAAAUCAACAACAACCAUGCAACAAUUGUGAAUUACUUCUAUCAUUUUAAUACCAUAACAUUUUAUUAACUACUUCUCGUCCGUCAUUCCGUCAUUGGUGGCAUUCUCUCGCUCAAUAUUAUAGCCACUCAACUAUCAUCUUUGCCUCUUUCGUCUCCUUUUUUCCCUUGUCGCCCUUUUCGUAAUCGAAUCGAGUCGAGGUCGAAUACGAAGUUCCAGGCCAUCCAUUCCGUUUUUCCCUCACAGCCACCAAACAACUACAGUACAACACGAUACAGUACACUUCAAUCAACUAUUCGAUCAAAUUCAACGUCAACCUUCAAUUUUCCAUCCCAAUCCAUUUCAAGCGCUCGUCGUUGCGCAUUGAAAAAACGACAAUCGCGAUCAUCCACCUAUUUAAUUAAUUCUUUCGUUAUAUCGCGUGCUCGCCCAUCAUGCGCCCCCAACCAAUUCUAUUCGCGGUAGCCGCCCUACUCGCUUCGACCGUCAUCGCUCAAGACGCCAAAACUACUGCCACCGACGAUGCAAGUCCGACAGAUGCUGCGACAACGGCUCCUAAGACGGAUACGGAUUCCCCGACAAAAACAGACGCAAACACCGAAACCUCAGCAGCGACAGAUAGCCCUACUACAGAAAAAACAACUGCAGCCAGCACGACCGACGACGCGUCCUCGACUGACACUCCACCACCUUUAACUACGUCUACCAGCUCUAGUUCCAGUUCCGCUACUGGUACCUCAUCCGACGACCCGCUUCCUACUAUACCGGGCCAAUAUAGUUAUCCCGCUCCUACGGUCCCUCCUACGAACAAUGCUCCGUUCAUGCAACCAUCUUCCGUACCCGAAGGUACCGUAUUCAUCGCCGUCGGGGCCAUAUUAGGUGCCUUUGGCGCGGCCGUAUUAAUAUGGCGCGCCGUUGUCGCUUGUCUAUUGCAUCGCUCGGUUAAGAAGGCGGCAUUGGCUCAACAAACUGCUAAUGACAAAGCCACAUUCCAACCGCCUCCGCCGCCUUUCUAUAAGUAUAGCGACCAUACGUCAUCCGCUUCGCUUGGUAACGCUGUAGCCGGCCGUGGUGUCCGAAGAACAACUCGAGGACCCGUUCCUUCAGCAACUCCAAGCCAAUCCAACCUAUUCUUUUCUCCUACCGCACCUACUACCGCUAACGGUAGUGCUAACCGUGAAUCUCGUUUCUUGCCCUCUGGUUUUUACGCCGCCGGUGCAGGAUCUCCACAGCAAGGUCAUGGUCAUUCUAUCAGUUUGACGAACUUGCGGCCGGAUUCGCGGGGUCUUGGGCGACCUCUUGGACAUACUCCUCCCGAGUCCCCAAGCAUGACACCUAACCUAGCACCUCGUACGGAUCUCGCUCGACGGAAUAUGAGUGCCAGCUCACUAAACCUCAACCGACCACCAAGUGGACGAGCACCGAGUGCUUUCUUAGAAGAUCUGUUGGAUGACCCGUCAAAUCCAUUCCCACCGCCCGGCCCACCUAACCAUAACACCUGGACUCCGUCGCGACACUGAAUGUCCAGCUAGAGGGUUUUCUUUCUACUGCGGAGUCCAGGAAAUGGGGUUGGCUAUGGUGUUAAGGCAUUUGCAAAUUCUUCUAUGCAGACUUUCAUUCAAAGCAUUACCGAAGCAUGAUCUCGAAGGUGUUGGACUAACCAAUUCAUGUAAAAUGGUUGGAAGGGGGAUGGAUAGAGACCUGUAUCCGGCGGUGAGGAUGGGGAUUCAUAACCCAUUCUAUCCUGGAAUAUCGAGCAAUUGCUCGUGUAAAAACAAAGUGUGUAAUGGGCAUUAGAGUUGGAGUUAUAAGGCAAUCUGGACUACUGCUAACCAUACUUGAUGGGCUUUUUGUAAACUUUUGCGAGCUUUUUGAAGAAAAAAGAAAAGCAAAUCAUAACAUUACUACGUCACACAUCUGUCACCAGAGAAAGUAGUACAUAGUUCUAUUAUCCAAUAAUUUUUCAUUCCCCCUAA
Messenger RNA from Hypoxylon trugodes, 2154 nucleotides. RefSeq lists its product as uncharacterized. NCBI's taxonomy places the organism in Eukaryota, Fungi, Ascomycota, Sordariomycetes, Xylariales, Hypoxylaceae. Gene Ontology annotation, cellular component: fungal-type vacuole. The transcript has a single exon. The coding region runs from base 613 to 1698 and encodes 361 amino acids. The record is from RefSeq and is a predicted model, not a curated record.